AGAGUGUGUAUCAAGUCAGUGGGAGCCAUGCUCCGUGGGGGCCCAUGACUUUGGCUAAAGCAUAUGAGGAAAUUGUGAUACCCAUCCCAGCCCUCAAGUUCUGUGCUCCCUGCUGCUACGAGGACAGACAGGUACCUCCUGAGAGCCUGUGACAGACUCCUCGGACACCAGAAGGUGAUCUGGGUGGCAAAGCAUGCCCACCCCCAUAAUGGGUGGAAAAUGAGCAUCACGGACGUGCUUAGUGCUGACGACAUCGCAGCAGCUCUGCAGGAAUGCCAAGACCCAGACACUUUUGAACCACAAAAGUUCUUCCAGACUUCAGGCCUCUCCAAGAUGUCUGCCAGCCAAGUGAAGGAUGUCUUCCGGUUCAUAGACAAUGACCAGAGUGGAUACUUGGACGAAGAUGAGCUCAAGUUUUUCCUCCAGAAGUUCCAGAGUGAUGCGAGAGAGCUGACUGAGUCAGAGACCAAGUCCUUGAUGGCUGCAGCGGACAAUGAUGGAGAUGGGAAGAUCGGGGCUGAUGAAUUCCAGGAAAUGGUGCAUUCUUAAAGUCCAAGUCUAUGGAAGAAAGAGUGGAAGGUGAAUUCUGCCAGAAGGUCUCCAAAGCCCUGGGACCGGGAAACUCCCCAACCUAUCCUGAACUAAUUUCCUGAGUCCCCCCAAAGCACUUCUGCAAUGUGCUCCUUAUUUGAAAAAAUGCAAUGGUCUGUGGCUCUUCAUUCUUUGGUGGUGGUGGGUAGGUCCUGAUGAGUUCUGUAAGUUCCCCCUGGCAGGCAAUGCCUUUAAAAAAAUCACCCAAUAAAAUCAUUUCUCAUCA
Molecule: messenger RNA, 817 nt
Organism: Mesocricetus auratus (golden hamster)
Lineage: Eukaryota; Metazoa; Chordata; Mammalia; Rodentia; Cricetidae
Gene: Ocm2
Product: oncomodulin 2
Exons: 5
Coding region: 220-549 (109 amino acids)
Cellular component (GO): nucleus; cytoplasm
Molecular function (GO): calcium ion binding
Source: RefSeq, a predicted model, not a curated record